Molecule: messenger RNA, 345 nt
Organism: Penicillium manginii
Lineage: Eukaryota; Fungi; Ascomycota; Eurotiomycetes; Eurotiales; Aspergillaceae
Product: LYR motif-containing protein
Exons: 2
Coding region: 1-345 (114 amino acids)
Biological process (GO): iron-sulfur cluster assembly
Cellular component (GO): mitochondrion; L-cysteine desulfurase complex
Source: RefSeq, a predicted model, not a curated record
AUGUCUGUUGCUGCGCUGCACCGUGAUACCGCCUUCCAGGCGCGGUCUUUGUUCCGCUCUCUUCUGCGAACCUCGUCGCAGUUCUCCAACUACAACUUCCGUGAAUAUGCGCGCCGGAAAACGCGAGACAUGUUCCGCGAGAACCAGAAUGAGUCGCAGGAGCGCCGGAUACAAGAAUUGAUGCAGAAGGGUCUGCAGGAUUUGCGUCUGUUGAAGGUUAGUCUUCCAUUAUCGACCUGGCUAAGUUGGCUACCCCUCCGCGAUGCUCGGACAAUGCGUUCUAAAUAUCGAAAUGGCUUUGUCAUGAUAUCUUCCGUCUACGCUAAAGUUCAGAAUGAAAAAUAA